Messenger RNA from Biomphalaria glabrata, 2322 nucleotides. RefSeq lists its product as uncharacterized. The record is from RefSeq and is a predicted model, not a curated record. The transcript is spliced from 17 exons. The coding region runs from base 127 to 2118 and encodes 663 amino acids. NCBI's taxonomy places the organism in Eukaryota, Metazoa, Mollusca, Gastropoda, Planorbidae.
AUUACAUUACAGUUCAGACAUUCGUCGGAAUUAAAGAAAUGAUUGCGACUUAUAUUUUUUUCUGAGCUUGCUUAUAAACCCACAAGCCUAUUCACAAAGACUCAGUUGAAGUACAAGACUACAAGAAUGAUUAGUUCAUGCAUUGGACUUGUCUUAUGUCUACUCCCACCAGGAACUUUCUCCAUCAAAGUAAAUGUGACGGCACUAGGUAAUGAGUUCUUACUGGCGUUUCCAAGACUUCGCGACCCGAACAUCUAUCUUCUAAUUUAUACACUUGCUGAGAAUAUUACGGUGAGAAUAUCUUUAACAAACCCAGGCAGUUCUAACCAUAGCUGGCUUGGGGAAUUUUCAGUGCUGAAAUUGAAGUCUGUUCAACAUCGGCUUGACAAAGACCAAGCACCAACGCCAUCGAAGGAGUACAGUCACCACAAGUGCUUGCUGCUGACCAGUGACCAACCGUUCGGCGUUCACGUCCACAUGUACGACGGUUCACGAUCGUUGAGCAGUUUCAUGGCGGUUCCGAUUCAGGCUUUUGGGAGAGCCUAUGUGGUCAUCACUCAUAAGACUCGAUCUUUCUUCACUGUCGUGGCUGAGCGCAAAACCAAAAUGUACGCUUCGCUCGUGAUCAAUCCUAGCCACGAUCUUGUGGUAGAAGGGGCGGUCCGACCCGUAGGCGCUCACAACUGGACAACAGUAGAGCUCGACAGCUACCAGGCUUUCUCACUGACGAAAUGCUUUGAGAACAGGUCUCUGACGGAAAUCUCUCUAACAGGGAGUAUAAUUGAGAGCAACCAUCCUAUAGGUGUCAUUUCCGGCAGCUGCAGCUUAAAUGACAACGGAUGUCAAAUGCCAGAAAAGUCUGUCACGUACUCCGACAUGGCCGCAGAAAUGCUUCUUCCGGAAAAAUUGCUCGGGCUAAACUUUGUCAUCGUCUUCUGCCGUAAAACCUCGAGCUUCGACUACAUCUUUAUAGCAACGUCCCAACCGGACACCCUCUUGCUGAUCUACCACAACCAGUCGGCAGAGCCAAAUAAAGUGUAUUUCCCAACAAAAGGUACACAGAACGUUACGCUGCGAAUACCUGAGACUUAUGUCACGAGCACCUACCCAGUGGCUAUUUAUUACUAUGUGACCACCACAUGUCAGGGCAGCGGAGACAAAGGCGGCCCCUCCAUUAUGACGAUAGUGCCAAAUGAGCUUUUCUACAACCUAUAUGCGUGGGUAAAUCCCCCAGCAGUCGAUGUCGUCAAUUUCAUAAGCCUUGUCCUACCUGUGAAUACUAAUGUUGAGAAAGUGCGAUGGAACAAUGGAUCAAUUCCUUAUGUAAAUAUGACUGUAAAUGAAGUCUGGGUCCGUUCAAAAUACGUCUUGGUGACACUGGAAAUGAGGCCCGAUAGUGGUGAGGCAGUUCUGGAGGCACCGUUUAACUUUGGAUGUUAUUUUUUCGGACUUGGCUAUGGAUCUUUUUUCCAAGCGGCAGGAUUUAUAUAUAACGACGAGAAGUUUGAAUGUUAUGUUUCUGUCAAUGAUCCAGACGACGGCGUAGACAAUGACUGCGAUGGACUUGUUGAUGAGGAGUAUGUAAAUUUGUUAGAUGAUGAUGGCGAUGGACUGAUAGACGAGGACACUUACAACGACUCAGACGUUACUUCAAAAAAGAAGAUGAUUGACCAGUACGGCAAACUAGCUCUGGACAAAGCAGAUAAUGACAGACAGAACGACAGCUCAGCACAGCUUAAAACCACACGAGAACCGUCUGACAAAAUGAAACUUCCGCCCGAGAAUUCAAGUUUCUUAACUUGGACAGUUCUGUUGCUGAUUUUGAUUUCAGCUGUUUCUGGAAUCCUGGGAAUCUUGUUCAUAAGCCCAAAAGCUCUGUCAGCGAAACAUGAACCAGGCGUGGUUGUUACAGGCGAGGUUGUUACAGGCGUGGUUGUUACAGGCGAGGUUGUUGCAGGCGUGGUUGUUACAGAGAAACAGAUGAGCCAUGUUGAAAAUGAUCUUCCGCCCGACCCAGAAGCAACAGCAGAUUUACCUUCACAAGAGAGAACGUCAGUUUGGAGAUUGAGUGUGGAGUCUAUUUUUAGAAACUCUUUUACCUCGGAUUCGGGGGUUUAGAUGCUGGAGAUACUGAAGUCAGGCCUGCUGACACAGACAAUUAGAAAAGACGAUCUCUGAUCUAAUUUUCAAAGAGUAGAAACAAUGCGACGCAAAAACAAAUACGCCAAAGAUCAACAAUGUAGACAAUUUUUGAUUUAAUUUUUAAACGCCCUCUGAAUUUCAUAUGCAAGUAGCUUGAUAAUUAAAACGAAUCUAUUUUUU